UUAUCAUGCCUGCUAUUCAACCUAGCGAUAGAACCCCUGGCUAGGGCAGUGAUAGCAAGUCCUGACCUACCCGGAUUUAAAGAUAUUAAUGGGAGAGCACAUAAAAUGUCAAUGUACGCAGAUGAUACGUGCAUAAUAAUGACAUCUCUAUCCCAGUGGAGAGUCUUUAAGGGUAUAUACAAGCAAUAUGCAAAAGCCUCGGGGGCCAAACUCAACUUUGCUAAGACACAGAUCUUA
Messenger RNA from Dothidotthia symphoricarpi CBS 119687, 237 nucleotides. RefSeq lists its product as uncharacterized. The record is from RefSeq and is a predicted model, not a curated record. The transcript has a single exon. Lineage: Eukaryota; Fungi; Ascomycota; Dothideomycetes; Pleosporales; Dothidotthiaceae. The annotation marks the transcript as partial.